CUGUACAUUCUCUGUCACUCCAUCCAUCCAUCCUCUUGUUCUGCAACUCCCCACUGUACUCUGUACAACUCAUCUAUAAUUAAGACGCUGUUCGGUUACACAAUGACCAAUCUCUGCCCAAUCCUGCUGCAUCUCUCAGGCCUGCAUACGACACAUCACUUGUUCUCUCAUGAACCUCCACCGCUCUGUUUUCUUUCAAGGUGUAUCCCCCCCCUGAAAGCCCUGAAAGGAGGAAGAAAAAGAAAGGAAAGAGAGAAAGAUGAGGUGGGCAGAAUGGAUCGAUCAACCGCUCGCGGAAUGCCGGGUCAUCGUCGUGGUCUGUCUGGUGUCAUGGACCCUGUCCCGGCUUCACUGGAGCCCAGUCUGGCUGUUGCUGGUGCUGGCCGUCUGUCGUACACGGCAUCGAGUGUGUCUGGGGCGCACCGAACGCAGCCUCCGCGACGAGCUGGAGCGGCAAGAGGCCCGUCAACGGUCCCAGACACACGGCGAGAGCGUGGAAUGGGUCAACGGCCUGCUCGACAAGCUGUGGACGCAGUACGAGCAGCCGCUGUGUGCGCGGGCGGUGCGAUACAUCAACGGCGAGCUGGCGGCGACGGCGUCAACGCAACAGAUCGUGCUGGGGGCGGUGGAAACGUUUCCCCAACCGCUUCGGUGGAACAGGGUGCGCGUGUCCUCUGCGUCGCCGGGGUCGGCGAACCUCAUCCUCGAGGGCGAGUUUGAGAUCGAGAUUGCACCGCCGCUCGUCCACCGUCACCGUCGCCAUCGCCAUCGCCAUCGCAGUCGCAGUCGCAGUCGCAGUCGCCAGUUGCUGCGUAGGGGGCAGGCGCCGCUCGUCGCCCUCAGCAUCCGCUACAACCAGACAGCAGUUGCAGCGGGCCAACACGAUCUCGCCGUCCAGAUCUACCGGUUUUCCAGUCGGGGGAGGGUGCGUGUCGAGCUGGUCUUGGAUGCCGAGCAGCCGCAGAUUCUUCCACCGCAGAUUGAACUGGCGGAUCGGCCAGUUCUGGAUUGCACGUUGCGGACUCUUCAUCAUGAAGAUCAUGAUCUUCAUGAUGAUGAUGAUGAUGAUGAUGACGAGAGGGGUGGUAAACACCGUAAACACCUUCACUUUCCCUUCCAUUUCGCACAUCAUAUCGACUGGCGACGGGUGGUUGAGUCGCAGAUCCGCGCAGGACUGGGCAGGGCGUUCCAUGAGCCUCUUGCCUUGACGGCGUUUUGGUUGCGGUUGACGAGGUGGUUCUGGCAUUUCCAUGAGGAGAAGCAGGUCAAUUAGGAGUUUCUGACAGAAGAUAGAAUUACAGUAAGCAAGA
Molecule: messenger RNA, 1310 nt
Organism: Penicilliopsis zonata CBS 506.65
Lineage: Eukaryota; Fungi; Ascomycota; Eurotiomycetes; Eurotiales; Aspergillaceae
Exons: 1
Coding region: 260-1273 (337 amino acids)
Source: RefSeq, a predicted model, not a curated record